AUGUAUAAUGAAUUGGUUCAAAAGGCCAAUAGUAAAAAUAAUGUAAGUUGCAAUGGGGACUUUAAAGACAGAAUAAAGGGGGUCGGGAUAGAUGAAACUACUGUAAAUAAGAUUAUGAGAGUAUUCUGUUACAUGUAUGGAAUGAGUCGUGAUGAAGAUGAAGGUGGAAAAUGGUGUAAAGCCACUUAUUAUUGGAUAGGGGAAAUGUUAUCUGAAAAAUUGGAGGAUUUUAAAUUUCAAGUUACCAUGACUAAAUGUUAUAAUGAAAUGAAGAAGGGAAAAGCGCAACAUGGGUGUGAGUUCAUAUACUCCUAUCCUAAUACAAAAGUAUUCCAAGCAUUGAAGAAAGUGUUCGAUUUUAAGAAGGACGAAGAUACACUAAGGAAACAACUUCAAGGAGGAGGGGAAACGAAGAUGUGUACUCCAGGAUAUCGGAAACAUCUGGAAGAUAUAGAGGAAGCCUAUGAAAUAUUAAAGAGCGAAUGUGAGGACCUAACUAUGAGAGAAUGGUAUAAACCAUUCACCACGGAAUAUGGGGGUUACCAGAAUAAGGGGAAGCUGAAUUUGACAUGCACAAAAGUGGAUGACCAGUCUCCAGGUUCCUCUGGACCCGGUAGUACUGGAACCUGGAAACCUGGUUCCUCCGGUCCUGGCACUAUAGGUUCCGAAGAUGGUGGAAGUGGUGUGGUUCCUGCUGCUGUGUCUGGUGGACUUGCUGCAGUAGGAUUACCUGCCUUAGCAUACUUUUUUUACAAGUAUAAAUCACACCCCUUCCUCUUCUUCCUUAAGGGGAAUAACUCCUCUUCUGGAGGAAGCAGAAGGAAAAGAUCUGCCAUUAGGAGAGAGUUUAAUAAGUUUGAUGAUGACGACGACUACACCUCAACAACGGAAUAUGAUUCAACUAAUUCGUCCGAAUAUUCCAUCCCAUACAGCACUUCAUCAUCCACCAGAUGA
This is a messenger RNA of Plasmodium coatneyi, 954 nucleotides long. RefSeq names its product Variable surface protein Vir7-like protein. Lineage: Eukaryota; Apicomplexa; Aconoidasida; Haemosporida; Plasmodiidae. The record is from RefSeq and is a predicted model, not a curated record. The coding region runs from base 1 to 954 and encodes 317 amino acids. The transcript has a single exon.